Messenger RNA from Candida tropicalis MYA-3404, 1008 nucleotides. RefSeq lists its product as uncharacterized. Bases 1 to 1008 code for a protein of 335 amino acids. NCBI's taxonomy places the organism in Eukaryota, Fungi, Ascomycota, Pichiomycetes, Serinales, Debaryomycetaceae. The record is from RefSeq and is a predicted model, not a curated record. Gene Ontology annotation, cellular component: nucleus; cytoplasm. The transcript has a single exon.
AUGUCAGCUACUAAGAAGAUCAAAUUAGAUAAAAUGGUUAAAAUCUGUACACAUUCCGGAUCAUUCCAUGCUGAUGAAUCCCUUGCUGUUUAUUUAUUAAAAUUAUUACCUAAAUUUUCCGAAGCUGAAUUAGUUCGUUCAAGAAAUCCAGAAGAUUGGGAAUCAAGUGAUAUUGUAGUUGAUGUUAGUGGGAAAUAUGAUGGAAUUAAAUAUUUCGAUCAUCAUCAACGUGAAUUUAAUACUACUUUUAAUGAUAAAUAUCAAACUAAAUUAUCUUCUGCUGGGUUAGUUUAUAAACAUUUUGGUAAAGAUAUUAUUAAACAUGUUUUGAAAUGGGAUGAUAGUAAUCCAAAUGUUGAAUUAUUAUAUGAUAAAAUUUAUAAAGAAUUCAUUGAAAGUUUGGAUGCUAAUGAUAAUGGUGUAAAUAAUUAUCCAAAAGAUAUUUCUCCAAAAUUUACUGAUAAAAACAUCACAUUACCAGCAAUUGUUUCUAAAUUAAAUCCAAGUUGGAAUGAAAGUUGUACUGAUGCCGAUUUUGAUCGUCAAUUUUUGAAAAGUAGUGAAUUAAUGGGUACUGUUUUCUUAAAUUUAUUAGAAGGUUAUGGUAAUAGUUGGAUUCCUGCUAAAACCAUUGUUGCUAAAGCAUUUGAAAAUAGAUUCAAUGUUGAUAAAUCUGGUGAAAUUUUAAUCUUGGAUCAAUUCUGUCCAUGGAAAGAACACUUGUACAAUAUUGAAAAAGAAAAUAAUGCUGAAGGUGAAAUUAAAUUUGUAUUGUUUAAAGAUUCUACCGGUAAAUGGAGAGUCUCAACUGUUUCUGUUACUUCCACUUCAUUUGAGUUCAGAUUGGGACUUCCAGAAGAAUUAAGAGGUUUAAGAGAUGAAGAAUUGAGUAAAGCUGCCGGUGUUGAAGGAUGUAUCUUUAUUCAUGCCGCUGGUUUCAUUGGUGGUGCUCAAACUGAAGAAGCCGUUUUGAAAUUAGCUAGAAUGUCUUUAGAUAAAAAGAACUAA